Messenger RNA from Anarrhichthys ocellatus (wolf-eel), 5494 nucleotides. RefSeq names its product peptidase M20 domain-containing protein 2. Gene Ontology annotation, molecular function: dipeptidase activity. The record is from RefSeq and is a predicted model, not a curated record. The coding region runs from base 155 to 1420 and encodes 421 amino acids. The transcript has 7 exons. Lineage: Eukaryota; Metazoa; Chordata; Actinopteri; Perciformes; Anarhichadidae.
CUGAACGGUGCAAAAAUGUCUACAGGACGACAGAUCACUUUAGCCAAUCGGUCUUUGCACCCAACAAUUCUUCAUCCAAAAGCAGAACCACGUGUCACGCAAAGUAGUUUAUUUCAGGAGCUCCCCACCUCCCCUCACUGCACGGUGGGCUGACAUGGAGACACCACAGCAGGUGAAAGACGCCGUGCAGCGGUGCAUAGACAGACACAAAGACGAGCUGCACAGCUUAAGUCGGGACAUUUGGAGCCGUCCUGAACUCGCCGGUAACGAGACACACGCGCACGACCGGCUGGUCCGCUUCUUCUCUCAGGACGACACGUGGACGGUCGAAGCUCACUACAGAUUAGCGACAGCAUUCCGGGCCAGCUGGGGCCCGGUCGGCGGCGGCGGAGGCGGGGAGGGAGAGCCGGUGCUGAACGUGGGGUUCCUCUGCGAGUACGACGCGCUUCCGGGUAUCUGGCACGCGUGCGGUCACAACCUGAUAGCGGAGGUGGGAGCUGCGGCCGCUCUGGGGCUGAAAGCUGCUUUAGAGGUCCGGACUGAGCUCCCUCAACCAGUGAAGAUAACAGUUUUGGGAACUCCUGCAGAGGAAGAUAUAGGAGGAAAGAUUGAGUUGAUCAAGGCGGGAGCCUUCGCUGACGUCGACCUCGUCUUCAUGGCUCACCCAGCCCAGCAAGAUGCGUCAUUCCUGCCCUGCGUCGCACUCGAUGAGGUGUCGGUGAAGUACCACGGGAAGGCAUCUCAUGCCUCUGCAUACCCUUGGGAGGGAGUAAACGCCCUGGAUGCUGCUGUGCUGGCCUACAACAAUCUCUCUGCACUCAGACAGCAACUCAAGCCGGAGUGGAGGCUUCACGGCAUCAUCAAACAUGGAGGGGAGAAGCCCAACAUUAUCCCCGUCUACACUGAGUUAAAUUAUUAUCUGCGCACACCGCAGGUUAAGGAUCUUUGUGACCUGAAGGCCAAAGCGGAGGCUUGCUUCAGGGCAGCUGCUGUCGCCACCGGCUGCCGAGUGGAGAUAAUCUACCCAAGCCAUGGCUAUUAUAACAUUCUGCCUAAUGCCACACUGGCAAACCUGUAUGAAAAUAAUGGAAAAGCUUUGGGGAUUCAGUUUCAAGAGCAGUCAGCCAACUUCUCUGGUUCUACAGACUUUGGCAACGUAUCAUUCAUAGUUCCCGGUAUCCAUCCUUUCUUCUACAUUGGCACCGAGGCGUUUAACCACACCGAGGAAUACACCGAAGCAGCAGGAGCUGAAAAGGCCCAGUUGUUCACCCUGAGGACAGCCAAAGCCCUGGCUAUGACAGCUGUGGAUGUAGUGUACUGCCCUGUUCUGCUGAGGCAAGUGAGGGAGGACUUCAGCCUGGCCAAACUGAAACAGGAGAAACAACUAAAAGGCAGCAAUACAGCUCUGACAGCUCCAUAAAUACAAUUAAUUUAGUAAUAAUUAUAGGACAUUUUAUAGCUGACAAUCAAGCUUUAACUCGAGCACAUUUCAACAGUUUGUAUGUUUACGGUUGAAGGACAGAGCCGUAAAACUACAACUCGGUGUGUAAUAUUUUCGACAACAGGGCCUCUCUGAGUAUCUCAAAUACCACCUUCAUUAGGUUCACCAUCAACAUGGGUACCCGUUCUAUAGGCUGUGUGGUGCCAGGAACUGGAAAAAUAGUUUGCACAAUGAAAUGAUAAUUUAGUAAAUGAUUAACGCCAACAUUUUAAAUAGAAAUACCGGCAAAACUAAUCACAUUCAUAUAAUCCUCAGCUCUAGUUCUCAUUUACUGCUGAAUGACAAUUGUUGGCAUGCUAAAUUAAAAUGUGUUAGCAUUUAGGCCCAAGCACCACCUAUUGUUAUUUAGAUAAAUGUCACCAUUCUAACUCAUUGUACCCCAAAAUGACUUACAAAAAGCACUUAAAAAUAUGCAAUUCAACUGUAUAGCCUACUACUUACUGUGUACUUCUACUUCAGAGGAAAACCCUAGCACUGCAUUACCUGAUAGAGAAAUGUUACAAUUGAUGUUGCAGAUUAUUAUAAUUCAUUAAACUAUCCAGCAUCAUAUUAAAAGCGCCACCGUGAACAUAGCUAAGUAAAUUGUGGUGAGAAUGUCUCACUUUCACUUCAAGUAAAAGUGCAGUAUUAAUAGUUUUAAUUCAGAAAAGAAAGUUUUGAGUUGGCCUACUUCUUCUACCACUGCCAAUAUCAACAUUCACAGUUAGAGAAAGCGUGAAAAGUAAAGCAAGAUGGCGUUUGCCUCGGGCUCCCAGAUCACUAAAUCCACAUUUGACACACACACACACACACACACACACACAAAGUCGCUGUUGCCUGCGGUUAAAAACUUUGGUGAAAUACACUUAGCGGAGGUAAUUUUAGCAGUAUUAGCACUUUCUAUGACAUAACCACCGUGGUUCUAAAGUAGAGCUUGGAUUUAAUUAGCAGAGGUAUUUUGCUAGCAGUAACAUUAUUAAUGUUAUAAGUUAGUAUCGGUCUUACACUGGGGAAAUACAGUCUUACUCGCGGGUGAAAAACACACCCAAGCCGUGGAUUGCUCAACGGUCAGAAACACCGGUGAAUGCACUCUGGUUCAACUCUGCUUUCAGUUGGUGUUGACACCCGGGAGAUGAAGAAGAGUGUGGUCGUAACUUUAAUUAGUCAGCAUCCUUGACACGUAUUCAGCAUCCAGUGAACUGCAGAGCUGCGAUCUACAAACGCCAGCUGCAGACGACACACUGGACUCAGUCUGCAGAGCCCUGAAGCCUGCCUCCGCUGCUGAUCAGAGCACUUGUUUAUUUUUUAUUAAUAUUGAAUGUGUCGCGUGAAAUUUUGACAGAGCAUUGCCUUUGGUCCCCAGGAAUACAACCACCAAGUGUGGAGUAGAUCGGAUUCUUGAGAUAUGCGAGAACUAACGCAAAUACAUACAUACACAGACAGACAGAGAUUCCUUGCUUUAUAAUUAUAUGUAAUUUCAUUCAUUUAGAUUUCCAGGCAUGCCUUCACCAGCACACAGGUCGAUUCAAAACGUUGGCUUCCCUUGAGAGGUCACAGAUGUGGUGGCACAUCAGGUUCUGAGCAUCUUUUUGAUGCUUUAUCCUUUUCAUGUCUUUCAUGUGCAGGGAUGCCUUUGUUCAAGUUUUUAUUUUUGUUUUUUUAGAGGGAUGAUGGCGCGCAAAGGUUGAGUCGUCAACUUUCCCUUUGGGACAUUACUUUGAUGCAAAGAAAAGUUUAAAAAAAGGAAACAUUCUUCAACAUAAUCCACAUAUUUGGCUGGGAGAAAUCUGAAAAUUAGCUUAACAUAUCCCUUCACGACACGUGAGCAGAUAAUGGUAUUACAGAAUAUGCAGUUUAUAUGAUUUGGUGUGAAAAGCUCAUCAGCAAUCAGACCUGUGCUAUAGAAAGAAGAGAGAUCCUGCAGCAUGGUGGCAAUCCAACGUCUAAUAACUGUGAAAGCUUAUUCUCCGGCACCGUUUCAAUAUUCUGUGUAAGAGAGCAGGAACAUACUCCUGAGGAACAUUUGGCACUGAGACUUCAGAGGUCGUUCCAGAAUGUUUUAGCAGAUUUUAAUUGAUGUCUGCAGCAGCAAUAUUCAGAAAAAGCAAUAUUCAGCCAUGCGUUUCAAUCCAUUUAUAUUUGUACGUACUAAAUGUAUUACAUGGAGAUUUAAAAUGUACAGUUUUGUGUUUGUGUUGUUGAGCACGUAAGCUCUGCUCAAAUAAUUUUCACAUAUUCAGAAAACAAAACAUUUAUUAAACAUUUUCCCCAUAUAUAACAUUUUUCCAGAGUUUAAUUUAACAUGUUUGUUCAUUAACCCCCAAAAUAUAUUGGAAUAUAUCUUUUGCCGAACAAAGUAUGAAGUUGUUUUAAGUUGAAUAGGACGAUAAAACUAGCAACUAACAGGUCACAGUGAACCUCAAAGCCCCACAACACCAAACAGAGAUGAGAUUCAGUUGUAUCAAAAAAAGAAGAAAAAAGGGACAUUUUUAAAAAGUCAAUACCAUAAUCAGUGUUUGGGAUUUACUGAACAUAUAUUUUUACAUUUGUGUUUUUAAUAGACAGCAUUAUUUUGCUUUAUCAAAUGACGAAUGCAACGCAGUAAGUAGCUUGAGAGCUAAACAAUCGCAUUGAUACAAAGAUCACAUGAAAAAUGUAACACAUACUGAAUCGUUCUAAUGUGCUGCAAAUGAAAAAUCAAGCUUCAAGAAUAAUCACUUUUUUUUUUUAAAGAAAUAGUCCCACGUUUUGGGUAAUGGCGCUGAUUUGUUUUCUCAGCCAAGAGUCCGAUAAGAGGAUUGACACCACUCUCAUGUCUUCUCUAACUUUCCACCAGAAAGCAAAUAAGCCGAACUAUUAAAGUAUUUUAAGAGUACCAUUGAUUGUCAAGUAUAGUUCAUAUGCAAAGAAGAAGGAAUCUGUCCAUAUCCUGGCAAUGUCAGAAAUCCGUUUUCAGUUCUCAUUUUCGGUUUUGAAAUAUGGUUAGAUUCGCUGCACAGGAUAAUAUCUCUGUGCAGUCAGUCCAAUCUUUCCAUCAACAGCAUUAUAGGUACAAUAUGAAACCACAUCGACUUGAUCCAUUGACAAAACCAGCGACAACAAUGAUCGUCCUGUUUGUCAGUAACUCAUUUAUAAACUCUUCAGUUUUAAGUGGCUGGGUCGAGAAGGCAAUGGUCACCAAUCUGCCAAAGGUCCCCAUGCAUCUUAAAUGCAGUUUCUCUGUCUGAAAAGCAUCACAUGCAAUGAUGUUUUUUUUCCUGCUCUUUCCCAAAUGAGCCAAGCUCCUCGAGUCUACUUCUUCAUCCCGGGUUACGAGUAGAUGGACCAAUAGAUGAUGUUAAAGAGGAUGUACGCACCAGGAAACAAAACCCUUGAGUACUUGUCUAUGGCGUGGGUGUCUAUCCAGACGUUCACGUAGGCUCUGGAUGGCUGAACCUGGCCUGUGAUCUGCGGGUCAUUCAGGGAAACCUGGGCCAACAUUCGAUCCUGGCGACCGCCGUUCUCUGGCAUCCCAUAAUUCCCUGUGGUGUUGACAUCCAUGGACCCGUAGCCAGUGAUCUGGGGGUCGAUCAUCAUAUCGUCUGGGUUGCCAAUGCCGCAUGUACACGGCAGCUAGAGAGGUAUAAAUAAGACAAAGUAACUGUUACACUUUGUAAUCUGUUCAUUGUAAACGCUGUUUUCUGUAAAGCCAUAAAUUAAAACAAGAUUAUAAAUACAUUAGAUUAUUAAAUGUUUAGCAUGUUGCUGCACACUCAGAGCCUUUAAAUAACUUCUGCAUCAAACAUUUAUGGAAGGAUGUUUGUGCUAGAAAUGUUCCUCGGGGUAUGUGGGCAAUCUGGCUCCAUAUGCUGCAGCAUUUGGCAGAUGAAGAAUAGCAAUAUAGUACACAAGCUGUAGUCCCAGAAAUAAUUUGCCAUAGCCUCGGGAGCAAUUUAAAGUGAGUCAAUCGAGAAAAAUAUUUAUCUGUUUAUUGGGAAUGCGCAUUAAGUAUUAAUCCAUGUUUCUACCAGUUUA